GCGGGAUCCAAUGCAGGGAUUCCUCGACCAGGCAGACGACGGUGUCCUGUGCGCGAUCUUCUCCUUCCUCUCUCCGCGCGACAUUGCGAGCUGCGCCGCCGUGUGCCGGCGAUUGCAGCGCCUCUGCCGCGACGAUACGGAUCUCUGGCUCGCGCUCUGCCACCGGCGCUGGGCCGGAUUCACGAGCUUGAGGGAUUGGAGCAGGAGCGUGCUGGGCGACGAUGGCGAGCUAGGGUUUAUGCGCUACAGAGGUUUGUACAAGCUCCUGGCGAAAUGGGGGAGCUUGAUUGGCUUCUGGCGGGGUGUCAAUGGGAAUAGGUCGCAGAUUCUGGGAUUUGAGUGGCGCAAGAACUCGAUUCAUGGGUUUCGGAUCGUUCCAGCGAGCAGGGGAAGCUAUCAAGUGCGAAGAAUUCCAUUUCUGUGGCUGGGAGCUGCCGCGAAUGGGAAGGAGAUUUGCGUCAUGAAUCCAGCGCUGGAUCGGGAUUGUGGCUGCUGCAGUUGUCACGCACCGAAGGAUCAUCCAGGUAGCUCCAGGGAUGAUCAUGGCUCUUCCAGCAGCGAAAAGAUUGGCGAUCUCUUCGCGGGGAUGGACUCCGAGUGGGAUGUGGAGGAUUUAUCUCGACUCGGGCUGGUUCUCGUCGACGUCCACUUUGCCGGGAAGAAUCACAUCGUCUUGGAGGAGCUGAAUUGCCAGAGGCAAGUAGCGAGGAUGAAGAUCUCCCUGGCCGAGGCGGUGGCGAGUGCCUCGUUUGGAUUCAGCGAGAACUUGGAGAUCACGACGAGGAGCUAUGGCAAGAGUCCUCCCGGGAGCUUUCCUUUCGAGAUGUAUCGCUUCCUCACGAGCAAAGUGACGAGCCCCGGAAGCGAUAGAGCGGCCAGGAAGCAGUGGAAGAGAGACAAGGAGCGAGCCGAGAGCCGAGGAAGGCUAUGGUGGCUGGAGCAAUUGCAUUUUGUCAAGGUGGUGGAAUCCUCUCCAACGAAAUCGAGGCCAUUCCAAGGAUUGUGGAAGGGGUUGUGUCGAUGCGAAGCUUUGGAUUUCUUGCUCGUCUCCUACGACGACGAUCGAGGCGCGAUCACCUCCAGGCAAGUUGGCGAGUCCUCGUCAAUUCGAUCUUCGUGGAUGAAUCUCUCGGCCAGAAAUUUCCAGCAGAUUGAUCUCGAGACAAUGGCAUUUCGAUUGCGUUUGCCGGACACGAAUCUCUCCACCGAUUUUAGACCGCUCGCCUCGUCCGGGAACUUACUGGACGUUGUCAGCUGAGAGUCCCGGGGAGAGAUCUCGAACCCGCGAUCCCUCUAGUUUUGUACACUCGAUUUAUCGCGCUUAGGCGGACUUACAAACCCUAGGCCUAGGUAGCUAUGGCGGCCUCUUAGGGUUUUUCUCCGCGGCGUGGGGUUUUGUGAUCUAUCCGAGGCAGUGGCGAUGCAUGC
Molecule: messenger RNA, 1428 nt
Organism: Selaginella moellendorffii
Lineage: Eukaryota; Viridiplantae; Streptophyta; Lycopodiopsida; Selaginellales; Selaginellaceae
Product: F-box protein At3g12350-like
Exons: 2
Coding region: 11-1258 (415 amino acids)
Biological process (GO): SCF-dependent proteasomal ubiquitin-dependent protein catabolic process; gibberellic acid mediated signaling pathway
Cellular component (GO): SCF ubiquitin ligase complex
Molecular function (GO): protein binding
Source: RefSeq, a predicted model, not a curated record